UUGUGGCCUCUUACGAUGGCAGGCAUCCUGUUUGAGGAUAUUUUUGAUGUGAAAGAUAUUGACCCAGAAGGCAAGAAGUUUGACCGAGUGUCUCGCCUGCACUGUGAGAGUGAAUCUUUCAAGAUGGACCUCAUCUUAGAUGUAAACAUUCAGAUUUACCCUGUAGACUUGGGUGACAAGUUCCGAUUGGUUAUAGCUAGCACCUUGUAUGAAGAUGGUACCCUUGAUGAUGGUGAAUACAACCCCACAGAUGACAGGCCUUCCAGGGCUGACCAGUUUGAGUAUGUAAUGUAUGGGAAAGUAUACAAGAUCGAGGGUGACGAGACAUCUACUGAAGCAGCAACACGCCUCUCUGCCUAUGUGUCCUACGGGGGCCUGCUUAUGAGGCUACAGGGUGAUGCCAAUAACCUGCACGGCUUCGAGGUGGAUUCCAGAGUUUAUCUGCUGAUGAAGAAACUGGCCUUCUGAGCCUCGUGGGAAGCCAGCGUUGCUGCUGGGUCACCCAGGUCAUGGACACUGAAGCCCGAGUAGAAGUUGCUGUGGUCCCUGCGGAGGAAGGACUGGCUCUGUCUGCAGUGGUGCACCUUCAGAGACUCACUUGGCCAGUGGAAGGCCUACUGGGGGAGCUGAAAAUGAAUCAAGUCAUUUUGUGGAUGUGUUUUUUAAAUUAAAACCUCACUUUUUCAGAUGGUUCCCUUCCCCUUUAAAAAAUUUCCAU
This is a messenger RNA of Octodon degus (degu), 718 nucleotides long. RefSeq names its product DNA-directed RNA polymerases I, II, and III subunit RPABC3. Gene Ontology annotation, cellular component: RNA polymerase I complex; RNA polymerase III complex; RNA polymerase II, core complex. Gene Ontology annotation, molecular function: DNA-directed RNA polymerase activity. Gene Ontology annotation, biological process: DNA-templated transcription. Lineage: Eukaryota; Metazoa; Chordata; Mammalia; Rodentia; Octodontidae. The record is from RefSeq and is a predicted model, not a curated record. The transcript has a single exon. Bases 16 to 468 code for a protein of 150 amino acids.